Molecule: messenger RNA, 1900 nt
Organism: Ascoidea rubescens DSM 1968
Lineage: Eukaryota; Fungi; Ascomycota; Saccharomycetes; Ascoideales; Ascoideaceae
Product: kinase-like protein
Exons: 1
Coding region: 45-1598 (517 amino acids)
Biological process (GO): phosphatidylcholine biosynthetic process; phosphatidylethanolamine biosynthetic process
Cellular component (GO): cytoplasm
Molecular function (GO): ethanolamine kinase activity; choline kinase activity
Source: RefSeq, a predicted model, not a curated record
ACAGACUGUAAUCUUUUUCUGCUAUUUCUCUAUUUCCCCUGCAAAUGACGUCCAUAAAGUACCCUUUGAUUCUCUCUAAUGCCUGCAUAUCGGUCCCCACCUUGAGGGACGUCUUGAUUCAGAUAUUUCCCGACUGGAGCGUCUCUGAGAUCACCAUCAAGAAGCUCACAGGAGGCAUAACAAACAUGCUAUUGCAAUGCCAGCACAAGAAUCAGACUGUUUUGGUCAGAACAUAUGGCAAGAAAACAGACUUGAUCAUAAACAGAAAUCAGGAGUUUAAGAAUUUCUUGUAUUUGAACAAAUUAAACUUAUCUUCAAAGGUGUAUGCAAAGUUGAGUAACGGCUUAAUUUAUGGGUUCUUGGAUGGAAGAUCUCUAGUGCCAGAUGAAUUAACUAACUUUUUCCUAUAUCCUUUGAUUUCUCAGAAACUAGCCUAUUUUCAUUAUAAAACAAGAAAUUUUCCCAAAAAGGACAGGCCGAAGGAUAUAUAUCUUACCAUAAAAGACUGGAUUGACCUCUUAUCUUCCCCUGAAAAAAUUGCCAGUACUGAAAUUAAUAAUGAUGACACCAACAGUGAAAGUGAUUAUGUCAAGUUUUUUAUGGAAAAUUCAAUAUUGAAUAACAAAAAUUUAUUGCAAAAUAAAAAUUCAAAUAAUUUAAAGGAAAUUUUAAUCGAUGAACUAAAUUGGUUCAUGUCAAUUGUUGAAAAUAAAUCCAGAGAAGUUAUAUCCCACUCAGAUUUAUUAUCUGGCAACGUAGUUAUAAAUGAAAAUCUAUCUCAUCUAUAUUCAGAAAAUCACCAAUUUCUUGAUAAUGAUAAUAACACUAAUACCAUUAAUACGGCUAAUUCCAAAAUCAUCAAAAAUAAGCAAAAAUUCAACUUAAAAGACAAGAAUUCAAUUUAUAAUAUAUCAUUCAAUUCAAAUCUUAAAAUUGACAAUAUUAUAUUAUCAAAUGCAAACAACGACUUGAUCUCCUUUAUCGAUUACGAAUACAUGUCAACUGCUCCAAGGGGUUUUGAUAUUUCAAAUCAUUUAAUUGAAUGGCAAGGUUUUGAUUGCGAAAUAUCAAGAAUACCAAAUCCAAUUAAAACAAAUCAAACUCUAAGAAGAUGGUGUAUCUCGUAUAUACUAGGCUAUUUAAAUAUCAAUUUUAAUAACCCAAAUAUUGAUAACAGAAUUUUAAAUAAAUUAUUAGAUGAAUUUUAUCCAAAAAAUGAAAAUUUCUUUGAUCAGUUGAAUUCUAAACAAAAUGAUCAAAAUAACAACAAACCCAAUAUUAAAAAUACAAAUAGCUUUUCAAAUGGAACAAAAAUUAAUCUUUCAGAUCAAACUUUUGAUACUGAUUUCAAUAUCAUUAAUAAAAAUGUCAACUCAAUUAUAGAUCAAUUAAUCGAAGAAAUAUACUACUUUUAUGGGCUACCAGGUUUUUAUUGGGGGAUAUGGGCUAUAAUCCAACACAGUAUUUCAACAAUUGAUUUUGAUUAUUUGAAUUAUUCUGUCAAUAGAUUUAAUGAAUAUUGGAUUUGGAAAAAAAAUUUUAUUAAUAAUAGUCAAACUUACGAAGACAACUAUUCUUUUAAUGUUUUAAACAACUAAAUUUUUUAAAUCAACGAAAUUUAUUAGAGAAAAACCAACUAAAAUCGUGCCAACUAUUAUUAACCAAUGUAUCUUUUAAUUCUGAUUUCAUUUCUAGCAACCAAACAGUCUUUUAAGUUCAAUUCAUUUUUUCUGACUGUCAUUUGUAUUUUUUUUUUCUUGUUGUUUUUAAAUUUUUUUUGUUUGUUGUUUCUCAUUUAUCAUCAUUUUUUUUCCAUUAGUCAUAUACGACUAAUUGUUUAAUUGUUUAAUUAUUUUUGUUCAUUUUGUUUUCUUUUUUGUGUUCACCCUUAUAGAUUUUU